Thunnus maccoyii (southern bluefin tuna) is the source of this 7658-nucleotide messenger RNA. RefSeq names its product inactive N-acetylated-alpha-linked acidic dipeptidase-like protein 2. The coding region runs from base 973 to 3333 and encodes 786 amino acids. The transcript is spliced from 22 exons. The record is from RefSeq and is a predicted model, not a curated record. NCBI's taxonomy places the organism in Eukaryota, Metazoa, Chordata, Actinopteri, Scombriformes, Scombridae.
UGAGCAUCCUGCUGGGAAGCACAUUAACAGAGCAGGUGUUUGUCAGCAGUCUUUGAUUUCAUUACAAUGGACAUUUUGAGGCCAGUAUGGUGAAGACAGACAACAGAUGGAUUACAGAAAUGUGUGUGAUUUCCAGGCAUCGCUGUCCGUCAUUCCAGGUCAACAUCACACACCAGUUCUCCCAUGGGAACAGAUAGGACAGGUACAGAAUAUCUCUGUCAGCCCUGACACACAAGUCACCCAAGAGGGAAAGGCAAAGAAGACGAAGGGAGAAGAUGGUAACAAUGGAUGGGAUGCAAACAGACAGAGGAGGAAAGAAAGUCCCUGGAGAGGAAGGUCCCGCUCCCGGUCGCUGUGGAUAGGUUCUGGCAGGUUCAGGCCCUCUGCAUCUCUCCCAGGAUGCUGUCUUGGACUGAGAACUGAUGACUUGGCAGUCCACUUCAGUGAGCCGAGAGCACAUCAUGUUCACAGGACCAUUCCUGGACAAGCUUAUCCUUGAGGUGUGAACAGGAAUGCAGUAGCACAGAUAAAAGGCAGAGAACAUCUUUAACCAGUAACCCAACAAGAAGCCAUUUGAACGCCAGGUCCACUCCAACACAUCAGCUAGUGCAUCUGCUUGACUGCUCCAUUUGAUUGCUCACCGCAGUAGCACUCUGGGAAAUGUUAAUGGAGGGCAGUUAAUGUCAGAUACAGUUCACCACCAUCUGUACUCGACCCACCGUCACCCUGAUGGAGAGAUUUACCAGGUUGGGUUAAGUAAGUCAAAGAAUGUAAAGAAGAACACUCACUGCUGUAUUGAUGGACUCUGCUUAAUUGCAUUUCUGUGUGCUUAUACUUAUUUGUGUUUGUGUGUGUGUGUGUGUGUGUUCGCACGAGUCUCGUGUCUCUGUGACUGAAGUGUGCACCGGUGUGUAAAGCAUUUACAUCGCUGUGUGAAGAAGGUGUGAAGCAGACAGACAGUCAGGUGACAUCAUGGCAUACAGGAAGGUGUGUGACGCCCAGGGUGGCCCACUGGUCGGUGAGGUUCUGCACUGCUCUGGAGGUCUGGAUCUGGACUGGGACCUGGACAAGGAGGAGCUGCAAGAACCAGGACCCAGAUCGGACCGCGUGCAAAUGCAACACGUAGAGUGCCAGAGAUCAGGGUGUUCAGACCCUGGCCCUGAUCCUGACCCUGAGAUGAUGGAACCCAUCCAGCCAUCUGUCUCAGUUUCACCACAUGGACGUUUUGAACGGCUUCAGGAAGAUCCAAACUACAUCUCCCACUUCACGAGGGCUCCUGGCCAUAAAGGCCAACGACGACUCCACUGCUUCUUGCUCAGGUACUUCCUGGCAGGCUCGGGGAUUUUCGUCCUGGGGCUCCUGAUUGGCUGGUUUGCUCACACACCCACUGUUAAACCACCUGUUCCUCCGUCAGACAGCUUAGACCUACUGCAGGAGCUGCUGAGAGGAAUCACAGCGGACAAGAUAGAUGCUCUUCAGAGGUCAUUCUCCAGCCUAUCAGAUGACAGCGAGGAAGCCAGAGCCAGGUACCUCUACAGGCAGUGGGUGGGACUUGGUUUGACUGAUGUCCAUCUGUCCAAUCACACAGUACUGCUUAUCCUGCCCGGUUCCACACCUAACACCAUCACUGACAAGUCUAGUCGCCAGUGUUUCCUGCCAAACGGGACCCCAUGUGACCAGCGAGGGCCAAAUGACCUGCCCAAGCAGCAGUUCUCCUACGCAGCCUACUCUGCUGUUGGAAGUCUGCAGGGGGAGGUGGUGGAUGUCCAGUACGCCAGCGUGGAUGACCUGAGGAGAGCCAGAGAAAGCUUGAACCUCACCAACCAGAUUGCUCUGGUCAAGCUCGGCCAAGCGCCUUUGCUGUACAAGUUAUCCCUACUAUCUGAGCUGGGUUUUGGAGGUGUUCUGCUGUACAUUGACCCCUGUGAUGCCCCCCCUGGCCGCCACAUAUGGCAUCAAGCCUUCAGAGUCACUCUCAACCCUGGAGGAAACCCUGCCACUGUUGGGGUGUCAAGGGAGGCUGGAGGAAGCCUGACAUCUUUGUUGGUUCAGCCCAUCUCUGCCUUCCUGGCCAAGACAUUACUGUCCUCUCCAUCCACAGGCCAGGGAGUCUCCUGUACUCCUCUAGCCAUGCCUCCCAAUGCAGAACGAAAAAAGAUUACUCUGACUGUUGGGAGCCAGUUUUCCUACAAGAAAAUCUACAAUGUUGUGGGAUACCUGAAAGGAAGAAGGAACCCAGAUCGCUAUGUGCUGGUUGGCAGUCAACAUGACAGCGACCAGGGAGGCGGGGCCUCAGCCAUUAUGAAUCAGCUCAUCGCAGCGUUGACCGAGCAGACCAAACGAGGAUGGGUGCCAGAUCGUACCACUGUGUUUUGCUCAUGGGGAGGCUCAGCCCUGGGGAACAUCGGGUCCUAUGAGUGGGGAAAGGAUAACAGUGUUGUCCUACAGAGCAGUGCAGUGGCUUAUGUCAGUCUGAACUCUCCAGUCAGAGGGACAGAGACUCUCAGAGCUACAGCUUCCCCAACUCUACUGCAACUUACCUCCGAUAUUCAGAGAAGACAGUUGCUGAGUUGCAUCCGUGGUGGGAACUGCCCUGGACCCAACGUCAGCUCACUGCAGUUGCCUGGAGAUGUGAGUUUCUUUGCCAACCAGCUGGCUGUGCCCACCCUGGAGUUUGCCUUUGAGCAGACCAGAGCAGAAGAGACCACCAGUUUCCUGUCAGAGGCUCAGUUCUCUGCUGAGUCACCAGAGACCCUGGACCCACUCUUCAAGUUCCAUGAGACCAUUGCCAAGAUGACAGCAGAAGCCAUUCUCCGCCUGGUCAAUGAUCCUGUGCUGCCAUUCUACCCGCUGGACAUUGCCCUGGAUGUACAAAACAAGCUUAAAGACAAGAGUGUGGUGUCUCCGGCCUUGCUAUCCUCAGCCUCAUCUCUGAGAGACCAUGCAGCUUUCUUCCAGUCAGAAACUAUGCGGCCGGCCAAUGACCCUAAAGAGCGUGACCCCUCCCACGUGCGGAUGCUGAAUGAUGUUCUCCGUGAUCUGGAGAAGAGCUUCAUCAUCCCACAGCCUCCACCUGGAGUGUACAGGAACAUGUUAUACAGCCUUCCGGGAAAGACUCCUCAGUUUUCCAUCCUCAGGUUCUCACAGGAAGCCCUCCUGCGUUGCAAAGUCACCAGCAAAGCAUUCAAACGCAUUUCUGCGGACCAUGAAGGAUUUUGCCACAGCACCGUGAACCAGUCCCUGUCUCUCAUCCUUCAGGCCAUCCGGUCAGCUGAGAGGCUGGUGUGUUUUGGCUUGGACCUGUUUGAGAAUUACCCAAAUGACAACAUGUGAUCUUAACUGACACAGACCCGCCAGUGAGUUUUUAUGCACUCAACAGCAAAAACUGCCACUGAUCAAGUCAUAAAGUUCAAAUACAUUGGGAAUAUUAAAACAUAAGUGACCCUCUGACCGAGUUCAUCCAAAACCUCAUCAUACUGCAGUCUUGGAAAAGUUGGGAAUCACAGGGAGUACUCAAUGGGUAUUGACACUACUCAACAGAAAAAAAGAUUGAAACUCCCAGCCCAUAGUGUCAUUGAUCCCCAUGAUUUCACACUUUCUCAAUAACCCAUAUUGAAUCAAUGACAACUAUGUGCAGUCGACAUAUAGUGAGAAAUUUAGACAUUUUUUCAAAAUAAUGUUUCAUAUCAAGGGUUGUGGAAUGUUUGAAUCUUGCAGAAAAUCUGUUUUCUGAUUGAUGAAUGUAUUGAAACUAGCUUGUUGCACACUAGCUCUUAGCUAUUGACACAAUGGGGUAAUUUAAAUAGCACUACACCUUCUUCCAAUAAAAGUUGAUCAGUAAUGAAUCAGCUUUUUCUUCAUCAAACACUUGCUCUUUGGUCUAGAAAACUUUCAUCCAUCCCUUCCUGUGCAAAUUCCAACAUAGCUGGUUAUUUAAAAACUAAAUUAUCAAUUCAGAAAUGGGUACUUGGUGAAGACAAAUGAGUUUUCACAUUCAUGACACUUAGGAAAAUGUACAAAUAAUUUAAUUCUUUCUCUACAGGUGUAUACAUGAUAACAAAGCAUUUUCAUGCAUUUACAUACGUAGUUGCACACACUGUGAGGCAGGGGUAUGCUGAAAAAUUAUCCUGUCCUUAAAGGGAAAUCACAGUUUCUUUCAACCUGGGCUCGAUUCUCAUAAUUGUGGUCAUUGUGACUAAUGGAUAAUGCUAACUUUGCAGUCAUCACCUUAGUUGUAGAGAUUAUAGGGAAAGGUAACUCAGGCAAAAACAAUGUAUUUUGAGACCACGGCGCAAGCUUUGUGAAGCUUUCCAAAUAAACUUCAGUAUGUUUGGUCCAUUCAAUCCAGCAUAACCAAAUCCAGUUGGCUAACUGAACAGCCAGCUUGGUUAGCCAGCAAGUUUACCAAGAGGUAUAUCCUUACGCAGUUAGCUACAAUAGCUAAAUGGGGCUAAUUUCUGCGUUUACAAACACUCAGAUUCAAAUACCAGUGUUUAAAUUAUUUGUGUAAAAUUUAACUUUAUUUGAAAAGCUUUCAAAGGUGCUCACUGUGCUAUACAGUAUGUUGUUUUGAGUUUCUGGAAUCUCUGCAAUGGAGAUGGUGAGUGUAAAGUUUGCAUGAUCCAUAGUCAGAAUGGACAUAAUUAUGAGAAUAAGGGCCAAGUUGAAAAAUACCAGAUUUUUCCUUAAAUGAAUUACAUGAUUGCUUCACCUGUAAACUGUAAAAUUCUAAUACCCAGAUAUCCAUAAGGGCCUUUAUAAGCAAUAAGCUAUUCUAAUAAAAUGCUACCUGACAACACUAUUCUAAAAUCACUGUAAGACAUGGCAUUUUAUGGCUAGUCGAUUUUGUUUAAGAGCAAUAACUGACCACAGCUAUUCAAGAAAUUCAAUAAGCAAUACAAAUUACACCUUUUUUUUCAAAUUGCAAUGUAGUCUUCAAAUAGCAACUAAAAAGCAUCUGCUAUCACACAAGGGAUGAAUUACAGUUGAUUUGUGUUAGCUAAUUCCUACUAAAAAUAACUGCUUCAGGCAUGUGUUUAUACAUGACUGUAAUGAGGGUGUCCUAGUGGCACAGACAUAGACAAUAGUUACCUGGUUAUCAAUGCCUCUGGCUUUGCCUGGAGCCCCUAAAUAACACCCACAGUAGCAGGCAAUGUUAACAGGUGGGAGGCUGGUGGGGGAACAUGUCCUUGUUGCUCUGAUCAGCUACUCCUGCUGAUAAAACUGGCACAAUUCUUUACUGUCAGGUGAAAAGCACCAGUUGGUCCAUGUCCUUUUUAGGAGGCACAUGGCAGGUCCUGUGCACAGAGAGGACUUUAAUUGUCAACACUUAAAUUUAGGAGACAAUUGGGGGAAAUGUGAAAAUACAUUAUAGUAUAUAGUAAUGAUAUUGGUUAUUAGGGACAGAGAUCUUUAUUCGACAUAUAAAUUUUUUAAUAAUAUCUUCCUGUCUGACUCAGCCAAUUGGAAUUAAGUGCUACAUGUUUUGGAGUCACUAUCUCUGGAGGUAGGAAUCAACCAAACUACUUGGCCACCCAGAAACCCUGCCCUGUGUAGCAUUAACAAUGAUCUUACAGAGUAAAUGAGGUAAAAACAAUCAAAUGUUUUGCCAUAAGUGAAGUUAGAUGUUAUACAGCAGAAUGGGAGGACAUCAGCAAUUACAGCUGAAAGCAUUUAGAUCCAUAAUUCACAAUCGCUUUAAGAAAUGCUUUCUAUCUCCACUUGUCAUUUUCUCACAUUUUCUCAUUUUCUGUGCUGCACUCUGUAAACUCUUAAUGUGUCAGCUGGCAGUAGUCAGCGUUAUCUCUCUGUCUGCUCUUUCUCUGUAUUCCUCACAUAUUCUCUCCCUAAUUAAUGCAACCACCCAGUGAUCUCUCUCAUUGUGCAGCAGUUUCCUCGUGACAAGGAAUUUAGGAGUCUAAGGCUGAUGUGCUGGCACAUGCCUGAACAGAGACUUGAGCAAUAAGUAAAUUGUUAUUUUUAAUAACAGAAUAAUAUAAUGAAAUGGUAUACAAAAAAACAUGCUGUAACCAUAUCAGUCAACCAACCAAAGCCGCAAACCAGAGAUCAGCAGCAUAGCAGUCCUUUCAAAUUACAGGGAGUCAUGUGAUUAAACAUUAAUAUCAAAAAUAUUGGUAAAUGGGGCUCCAGGGUUUUUUGUAGUUAGGCAUGAUGUUUGCUAGAAUAGUGUUUGUGACAAAAAAAAAAUGAGUGAAGCACUUUUUAUAUAGUGAUAAAACUAUUUCUUACCUUAACAUAUUUGUAAUAGUUUGAAUGUGCUAGCCUUUUUUAGCAUGAUGGAAGGGUGGGAGGGCAUGGGAUGGGUGUAUAGAUUUUGCAUUCAGUAAUUUCUUAUUACUAUCUACAUGAAUUUUGUAGAGCUGUCAACAUUCAUAGACUUUGAAAAUUUCUGAGAAAUGAUUUAGCAUCUGGGGAGAUACCAACUGCAUUGCCCACAAUUGCUUCUUUACCUGUCCUGAUAUUCUUAUGUUUAGUGUGUCCACAGCCAUGAUGAUAUAUUGGAAUAAGUUAACGUUAAGUCUUAAAAAUACAUUUGUUUUUAUAAAUGUUGUCUCAAUUUGAAGCAAAGAUUUGAUACACAAAAUUUUCUAAGUUUAAUUGAUCAUUUGUAUCUAAUUGUCCAAUUUAUAUAUAAGCAGACCUGCAAUACUGACUUAAAAAAAACUCUUCAGGGAUCAAAAAUAUUCAUUGCUUUAAAUCAUGUGCCUUUUAUCAGAAAAAAAAGAAUGCUUUAAUUUACAGGUUUUGUCAAAGGGUAUACCAAAAAUGUGAUUAAACCCUAGAUCUUGAUGUAUUGCACUGCUUGUUAGCUAGCUAACUGUAGUAUCUGGUCAAUUAAUCAACACUGUGUUGUGAAUAUAUUGUAUCUUAUUUGGACAAUUAAUGUUAGCAUUAAUGUGUUUUCAGACUGCACACAAAGUGAAUUUUAGAGAGAAUUUGCAUACAAAGUGAAAGGAAAGUUAAGCAUCGAUGCAUCAGAUUUGCUUGACGAGGUAAUGGUGCAAUGUCGCAAGUGAAAACGUUUCAACUUGUAAGAAAAGGUUAUAUGACAUAUGUAUCAUGGAGAUGAGGUAGAAGAAGAGGGGUAUAGAGGACAGUAACAGAAAAUCGCUUGAGUUUCUGAUAAGUUUUGAGUCCAAGUAAGCUAGUAAACAAAGGAAUACACAGGCAAUAGCGAUGUCAAGAUGCUUUGCUAAACUAGCCAGCUUGCUAGUUAGCUAGUUGACAAAGUGCAAAGACAAACAACAAUAGUGGAAGCAUACUGUGACACAGUGUUGUGUGGAUCAUCUGGAACAAUAACAUGUCAUAUUAUAUUCCAUAUGUUCCAGAAAUUCAAUCAGUGCAGAAAGCUCUGAGGUGACACACCGAAUGUUUUCUAUAGUGCUUAAAAAACAUCAUGCUAUUCUGAAAAAUGCAAAGGUACGCAUUUUACUGCACAUACAGGCCAAGCACAUCAGUGACGGUGAACUACAAGUCACCCUUUCACAGAAAUGAACAGGUUACUUAGCAAUAUGCCUGCUAGCUGAUUACAAAUCACCAUCUUUAAUAUUUCAUACUGGUGCAUUCCUGUUUUGCAGCUGUAUGUUGAUUGAUCUUUGUGCAUUUUGUAAAAUAAAUGUUUACUGUGUGUUGUUUAA